Messenger RNA from Pyrgilauda ruficollis (rufous-necked snowfinch), 1308 nucleotides. It is a transcript of the gene RHBDL3, whose product is annotated as rhomboid like 3. The record is from RefSeq and is a predicted model, not a curated record. NCBI's taxonomy places the organism in Eukaryota, Metazoa, Chordata, Aves, Passeriformes, Passeridae. Gene Ontology annotation, cellular component: membrane. Gene Ontology annotation, molecular function: serine-type endopeptidase activity; calcium ion binding. The coding region runs from base 1 to 1308 and encodes 435 amino acids. The transcript has 10 exons.
AUGGGAGACAGGCUGCCGGAGCCUCACGCCAGCUCUUCCCCUGCUGUGGCUGCCAGCUCGGAGGCGGAAGAAAUCGAGGUGCUGGACUCCGAAGAUGUCCUACCUAUGGCCGCAGAGGAUCACUGGAAAGCCCUAUUUGAUCAGAAAGAUAGCUGUUCCGGCAGGCAGGCACUAAAGCAAGAGGAGAGCAGCUGGGAUGGAGCAGAAGUCAGGAAGCAGGCUGAAAUGUUUGAUCCUGACAACACUGGCUACAUCAGCACUGAGAAGUUCCGCUCCCUUCUCCAGAGGCACGGCUCGGAGCUGGACCCCCACAAGCUGGAGGUCCUGCUAGCCCUGGCAGACAGCAACUCUGAGGGGAGGAUCUGCUACCAGGACUUCGUCAACCUGAUGAGCAACAAAAGGUCGAACAGUUUCCGCCAAGCCAUCCUGCAGGGGAACAGGAGGCUGUGCAGCAAGGCCCUGCUGGAGGAGACGGGGCUGAGCCUCUCGCAGAGGCUGAUCCGGCACGUGGCGUACGAGACCCUCCCGCGGGAGAUCGACCGCAAGUGGUACUAUGACAGCUACACCUGCUGCCCCCCGCCCUGGUUCAUGAUCACCAUCACUAUUGUAGAGGUUGCCUUUUUUCUUUAUAACGGAGUGGUCUUAGACAGAUUUGUGCUGCAAGUCAGCCACCCCUUGUACCUGAAGAAUGCGUUACUGUACCAUCCCCAGCUUCGGGCCCAGGCUUGGAGGUACCUAACCUACAUAUUCAUGCAUGCAGGGAUAGAACACCUUGGGCUCAAUGUUGUCCUUCAGCUCUUGGUUGGGGUUCCUCUGGAAAUGGUGCACGGAGCUGCGAGGAUCAGUUUUGUGUACGUUGCAGGAGUUGUGGCAGGGUCCCUGGCAGUGUCAGUGGCUGACAUGAGGGCGCCGGUGGUGGGCUCCUCUGGAGGUGUGUAUGCUCUUGUCUCUGCUCACCUGGCCAAUAUUGUGAUGAACUGGUCAGGAAUGAAGUGCCAAUUCAAGCUGCUGCGCAUGGCUGUUGCCUUGAUCUGUAUGAGCUUUGAAUUUGGAAGAGCCGUGUGGCUGCGAUUCCACCCCUCCGCUUACCCCCCAUGCCCCCACCCCAGCUUCAUGGCUCACCUGGGAGGGGUGAUGGUUGGAAUCACCCUUGGUGUUAUCAUCCUGAGGAACUAUGAGCAGAGACUCCAAGAUCAGACUUUAUGGUGGAUCUUCCUUUCUAUUUACGUCAUUUUUGUCUUGUUUGCCAUCUUCUGGAAUAUUUUUGCCUACAGUCUGUUGGAUCUAAAGCUACCUCCCCCUCCUUGA